Rhodotorula toruloides NP11 is the source of this 825-nucleotide messenger RNA. RefSeq lists its product as uncharacterized. Lineage: Eukaryota; Fungi; Basidiomycota; Microbotryomycetes; Sporidiobolales; Sporidiobolaceae. The record is from RefSeq and is a predicted model, not a curated record. The transcript has 6 exons. The coding region runs from base 1 to 825 and encodes 274 amino acids.
AUGCCCGUCAUCUUCCCUGACGAGCUCGAGGGCGGCCUCAUCGGCCGCAAUACGGCCGCUAGGAACCUCGUCUCGAACGCUCUGCGACAAGCCGGUAUCGACCAGAACUCGCGCUUGCUUUCUCGCAGUGGCAGCGGGUCGAUCCAGCAGCAGAGGCUCUACAUGGAUCAGUACGCGCCCGACGAGGACGGCUUUAUGCACCACCGCACGCUCGAUGCGAAGACGGGCCACACGCACGACGAUGUCAAGAGUCUGUUCUAUAACCCGGACGCGCCGGCUGACAAGCGCAUCGCCCGAGUCUCAACGAACCAUGACCAUCACCAGGGCUCGCUCAUCUUCAAGGACAAGAAGGUAGACCGUAUCCUUACGCCGGCUACAAGCGACACGGACGACGAGGACGAGCCGCUUCGCCAGAAACUUCCGUUCGGAAGUCUCGGUCUCUCGGGCCCUUCUUCUGCGGGUCUUCCCGUCUUUGCCGCUCCUGCGCCCGUCGACCUUCACCCCGAGGGAACGCCCAAGACGCUAGACGACUUGCUCGACAUCCUGCGCCAGCACAGGCCGGGCAAGAAGAUCAUCGAGAUCGCGGGAGACAUCGACAUCAAGGAGACGUUCGUUACGACGGCAAUCAUCCACGUCCACGGCAUUGGACCCGCUCGUCGUCCCGUCCUCGCCGUCUUGUGCAGGCGUCUUCCGAACAACCACAUCAUUCUUGCGCACCCGGACUGGCAGCUCGGCGACAGCAGUCCGACCGACAAGGUCCUACUCCUGAAGAUCACCAAGCAGAUCCAUGUCCACAUCCAGUUCAAGCUCGAGAUCCGGGUGUAG